AUGUCCGUCUUGAUUGAAACAACUGUUGGAGAUUUGGUUGUGGAUCUGUUUUACGAGGAGCGAGUUGAAGCCAGUCAGAACUUCAUCAAGCUAUGUAAGAUGAAAUACUACAACUUGAACCAGUUUACAACGAUUCAGAAGGAUUAUAUUGCCCAAACGGGGGAUCCAACCAACACUGGCCAUGGCGGAGAGUCUGUUUAUUCGUAAGUUUUUUUUCUUUUUCUUCGUAUUUUAGGAGUAAGCUUGAUGAUUAACCUUGUUUAAUUUGCUACUGCGUACGUUCAUAUAUUUUCUUCUGGUUUUAACAAAAAUAUUGAUUUAGGUUUGUUCAUGAUAAGAAAUGCCGCUUUUUCCCCGACAACAGUAAAGUAAAGAUGAAACAUAAGCGCAAAGGGACGGUAUCUUUUGUAAAUUGUGGUCAAGACAUGUUUGGCAGUCAAUUCUUGAUUUCGUUGGACGAUAAUUUGGAUUAUCUUGAUGGAAAACAUCUGAUCUUUGGUCAAGUGGCGGAAGGUCUUGAAGUGUUGGAUAUUCUGAACGAGGAGCAUACUAAUGACAAAUAUGAGCCUUUACGGGAUAUAAGGUAUGUUAUUGGGCAUAUUGAUGGCUAUUAAACCAUCAUAUUUUAUGUUUAUUACCUAAUUUUAGGAUAAGUCACACAAUAAUCCUGCAUGAUCCGUUUGCUGAUCCUCCAAAUCUCCCAAUUCCUUCAAGAAGUCCUUCUCCCACAAAUCAGCUCAUUGAAUUGUCAAAUAAAAUAUGUUUGGAUCAAGACGUCGAUGGUGAGGCGUAUACUUCAGAGGAAAUGCAGAAAAUUAAUGAGGAAAGAGAGCUUCGGGCGAAUGCUCAAGUCCUGGAAAUGAUUGGCGAUAUCCGAGAUAUUGAUGAGAAGCCUCCAGACAACGUCCUCUUCGUGUGCAAGUUGAAUCCAGUCACAACGGAUUCGGAUUUGGAAGUUAUUUUUGGCCGAUUUGGAGACAUCAAGUGCUGUGAAAUCAUCCGAGAGAGAAGGACCGGAAAGUCGUUGCAGUAUGCAUUUGUGGAGUUCGAAACGGUAAGAUUUGGAGUUAUUUUUGAGAUAUGUAAACGUUUAUUAUGUUAAAAGUUUAUUUAAUUUCAGCCAGAACAAUGCGAAGCCGCCUAUCUGAAGAUGGAUAAUGUUUUGAUUGAUGACCGCCGAAUUCAUGUCGAUUUCAGUCAGUCUGUUGCCAAAACGCACACAUGGAAGAGAAAGACGGAUGAAGAAGCUGCCAAACAAAAAGGUAGACCUUUUUCAAGAUUUUGUAUGAUGAAUUAUAUUGUUUUAGACAGUAAUUUAGUAAUUUUUAUACAAUUUGUAAUAUUCAAAUUCUAGACAAGAAAACAGAAGAACGUCCAAAGAGACGCUCAAGAUCUCCAGAACGCCGGCGACAUCGACGAAAACAUUCUACUUCGUCCUCAGGUUCAUCCAGUUCAGCCGAUUCUCGUGGAAAAGGGAAGAAGUCUCAAAAAAGCAAACGAAAAAGGUCUAGAAGUUGA
Molecule: messenger RNA, 1518 nt
Organism: Bursaphelenchus xylophilus (pine wood nematode)
Lineage: Eukaryota; Metazoa; Nematoda; Chromadorea; Rhabditida; Aphelenchoididae
Source: the annotation of a GenBank genome assembly